This is a messenger RNA of Camellia sinensis, 630 nucleotides long. The record is from RefSeq and is a predicted model, not a curated record. Lineage: Eukaryota; Viridiplantae; Streptophyta; Magnoliopsida; Ericales; Theaceae.
AUGGCAGCCAAUAUUACAAUAGGAUACAAAUUUAUACCAACGGACAAAGAACUUAUUCUUCAUUAUUUGAGAGCAAAGGCCAAAGGACAGCCAUUACCGGUAGAGGGUUUAGUGAAUGAAUGCAAUCUCUACGACGAUCAAGAAUUGUUGAAGAUAUUCAGCAAAAUGAGAACCAAAUCGAAGUUGUACUAUUAUUUUACGGAGUUGAAGAAGAAGAAUGGAAAAGGAAAAAGGAUUGAUCACAUGGUGGGGAAGGGUACAUGGAAGGGACUCGACAGAGUUCGAACCGAUGAGUAUCGACCCGUCACGGCUUGUGUAACGGACAAAAAUUAUGUCCUAUGUGUGAUCAAAAGGAAGCGUCGCAGGGUAGAAAUCGAACAACAAGAGCAACCAGUUGAUGAUUCCGACAUUGACCAUUACUUCAUCGAACAAGAAGAACCUACUGCAGCAGUUAUACAACAAGAGCUAGCUCCAACUGAUGAUGAUGACCACUUUGAUUGGGACCAAUUUGUUUGGGAUUCCACUUUGACAGCUACUCCAGUUAUACAACCAGAAAAGCAACCCACUACAGCAUUCAUACAACAAGAGCUAGCUGAAGCUGAUGAUAAUGGCCACUUUGAUUGGGAUUAG